Messenger RNA from Dentiscutata heterogama, 344 nucleotides. The record is from the annotation of a GenBank genome assembly. NCBI's taxonomy places the organism in Eukaryota, Fungi, Glomeromycota, Glomeromycetes, Diversisporales, Gigasporaceae.
UAUGAUUGUGAAACAUAUACUCAAUUAAAUUGUCAAUUUAGAGGAAAGAACGAUGGAGGAAUAGAUCUAGAAGUUGGGGUGCAAUGUAAAGCUUAUUUUAGUCACAACAUAGAUAAAGACCACAUUGACGCAUUUAAGACCGUCGUGCGAGAACGUGGUUAUGAUAUCGGCGUUUUUGUAGGAGCUUCAGAGAAAAGAAUUUCGUUGGGGGCGUAUAUAUCGGCUACAAAAUCGGAUCGUAUUAUUGUUACUACCCAUAAAAGAAUGUGCCGAGAUAUUCUUGAUUUUAUCAUUAAUCGAUUAAAUCAAAAAUCUCGUGCCUUGGAAGACAGAUGCAAAUUUAG